Drosophila busckii is the source of this 461-nucleotide messenger RNA. RefSeq lists its product as uncharacterized. The transcript is spliced from 4 exons. NCBI's taxonomy places the organism in Eukaryota, Metazoa, Arthropoda, Insecta, Diptera, Drosophilidae. The record is from RefSeq and is a predicted model, not a curated record. Bases 129 to 461 code for a protein of 110 amino acids.
CUAUAAACCAUGACGUAAUCCGGCGUUAUUGGCUACGCAGAAAGGCAUUUGUUUCAGUCCCCAGCGCAAAUUCAAGCCAAGCAGAGCGUUUACAAACUUUUCAAGCGAAGCGAAAUAUAUUUAAUGCAAUGAAGUUGUUGAGUUUUGGGCUUGUAUUAUUGGUAGCAGUCGCUGUGCAAUGUGAGCUUGAAGAGCGUCAGGAGGAGCUACAUUUUGGAUUUCAUACAGAAAAUGGAUUUAAGCGCUCUGAGGAUAUUACCUAUAACGUCAAAGUGAAUGGCAAUAAGGAACUAACAGAGCUGCCCAAAAAAGAAACGCCCAAGCCAGUGGAGUAUCGUGGUGGCUAUAGUUUCAUAUCAGCCGAUGGCUAUGAGUAUCAAGUGCGCUAUAAGGCAAACAAAAAUGGCUAUCAGCCUUAUGUAACGGCCCACAAGGUGGUAGCUGGCAAAGAGCAGGAAUAA